Molecule: messenger RNA, 1089 nt
Organism: Yarrowia lipolytica CLIB122
Lineage: Eukaryota; Fungi; Ascomycota; Dipodascomycetes; Dipodascales
Biological process (GO): aromatic amino acid biosynthetic process
Cellular component (GO): cytoplasm
Molecular function (GO): 3-deoxy-7-phosphoheptulonate synthase activity
Source: RefSeq, a predicted model, not a curated record
AUGCCCGCUAUGCACAACGCUUCUAACGCUCAGGGAGACCGAAACCGGACCGAGGACUGGCGAAUCCGGGGCUACAACCCUCUCACAGCCCCCGAUCUGCUCCAGCAUGAGAUCCCUCUGACCAAGCAGUCCAAGGCCACCAUUCUCAAGGGCCGACAGGACGCCUGUGAUAUUCUGGAUGGUAAGGACGACCGAAUCAUUGUUGUGGUUGGCCCCUGUUCCAUCCAUGACCCCAAGGCUGCCAUGGAGUACGCCGAGCGACUCAAGCAGAUCUCUGACAAGCUGUCUGGCGAGCUUCUGAUCGUCAUGCGAGCCUACCUCGAAAAGCCUCGAACCACCGUUGGCUGGAAGGGCCUUAUUAAUGAUCCUGACAUGGACGGCUCUUUCAAGAUCAACAAGGGCCUGCGAGUCGCUAGAGAUCUCUUCGUGAAGCUCACCGAGCUCAACCCCAUUGCUUCUGAGCUUCUGGACACCAUUUCUCCCCAGUUCCUGGCUGAUCUCUUCUCUGUCGGAGCCAUUGGUGCUCGAACCACCGAGUCCCAGCUUCACCGAGAGCUUGCCUCUGGUCUGUCUUUCCCCGUUGGUUUCAAGAACGGUACUGACGGAGGUAUUAAGGUGGCUCUGGACGCCAUCCAGGCCGCCGCCCACCCCCACCACUUCCUUUCCGUCACCAAGCCCGGUGUGGUUGCCAUUGUCGGCACCGACGGAAACGAGGACUGCUUCCUGAUUCUGCGAGGAGGUUCCAAGGGCCCCAACUACGAUGCUGAGCACGUCGCCGAGGUCAAGAAGCAGGUUGGAGAGACCAAGGGUCCCCGAAUCAUGGUAGACUGCUCGCACGGCAACUCAUCAAAGAACCACAAGAACCAGCCUCUGGUCGCCUCUAACGUGGCUCAGCAGAUUGCUGCUGGUGAGAAGUCCAUUUGCGGUCUUAUGAUUGAGUCCAACAUCCACGAGGGUCGACAGGACAUCUGCGAUAACAAGGAGGACAUGAAGUACGGUGUGUCUGUCACCGAUGCCUGCAUCAACUGGGAGGACACUGAGAAGGUGCUCGAGGAGCUGGCCCAGGCCGUCAAGACUCGACGAGGUUAG